CUUAAUACAUCCAUGACAUAAACGUGUCCUGGGCGGGGAGAGUCCAGCUCGUUUGACGUCAGGAGGGAAACUGUUUAGGGGCAGAGCCACAGGACGUCUCCCUGAACAGCGAACUGAAACCCGGUAACAAGAUCACAUCGGACACAUGAACCCAGACUGGUUUAUCACAUCCAUGGUUUAUCACCAGCUGCUGUUAUUUUGGACACUUUCUUGACACACUGGGCGUCAUGCGUAGACCGUAAAGGCGUCACGCAGCUGUGGAAAAACACCGGAUACGACAGCCGAACAGGUGAAAGACUUCCGUUGAGAAGUCGGGCGCCCGGGGUGAACCGUUGACGUCGAUAUUUACUCGAGGGCAGCGGCAUGUAGUAGGCUGUGCGGCUGUCCAUCAUGAAGAAGCGAGCCUACAAGGUACUGGAGGAAGAGGAGACCUUGUGCUGCUGUGAGUAUGUGAACAGACUCGGAGAGCGCAGUCAUGUGGUAGCCUGCUGCUGUGACUGUGAGGACCUGGAUGAUGCCUGUGACAGAAGAAGAACCCUACCUGCUUUGGUGAUUCUCAGCACCUUUUCCUCUAGCACCAACAGCAGGUUUAUGAAGAGGGAGCCUCAGAAACCUGAAUCCCUGUCUCAUGUGGCUGAAGUCUUCACAGACCGGAUUCGUGUACCCUGGCUAUGGGGUGGAGCCCGAAAAGUUGACCUGUCCAUCAUCCCUCCUCUUAUUCUCCUCCCGGUCCUGCUGCACUUAGCUGCUUUCCACUUCCUGCUCGGCAUGGCAAUUCUGAUAGCUCUGCCUGGCCUGGUGCUGUGGUACUACUAUUUCACCCACCGCAAGAAAGGACAGACACUCUUCUUCCUCAGCCUGGCACUCUUCUCCCUGGCGUACAUGUACUACUUGUUCAUCACUAAUGUGCUUCCCAGAGGGGAUGUUAGCCUGGUCCAGCUAGCGGUGGUAACUGUAGGGGUCAUACUUACCCUGGUAGCUCUUGUCCACACCAAGAGAGGACCCGGAAUUGUGCGGCCAAACAAAGAGGCCGUCCACAGCACGGUGACGUAUUACAGUCCUCAGGCAGACAGAGACCCUGUCAUCAACGGGGGGAGGCAAGACGUGACGAUGACAGUAGCCAACCGGGUGGGAUGGUCGGAGCACGCGGGAGUGGAGCUGAAGGAAAGCAGCCAAAGGAACUGGUGUCCGGUGUGCAGAGUGGUGCGGCCCCCGAGGGCGGGACAUUGUCGGAUCUGUGGUGUCUGCGUGCUGCGUCUCGACCACCACUGUGUCUGGAUAAACAGCUGUGUGGGUCAGGUCAAUCACCGCAGCUUCCUGCUUACGCUCGUCCUCUUCCUGUUGACGUCCCUGUACGGGAUCAGCCUGGUGCUUCAGAGUGUGUGUCCAAAUCAACACCUCCUCACCGCCCUGCUCUACUGCCCGGGGGUCUACGACCAGUACAGCUCUGCACUUUGCUUCACCUGUGCGUGGUACAGCGGUAUCGUGACCUGUGGGCUGCUCCACCUGCUGGUGGUGCAGGUCAUCAACGUCAGCUACAACGUAACUGAGCGCGAGGCACGCAUAGCCCUGCGAGACAAAACCGCUCGCAGGGCCUACUGGGGACUCGUCGUGGACACCGGCGUCUACUCUCGAGGUUUCCGUGGGAACUGGGCAGAGUUCAUGACCAUGGGAGAAAAACUGAAUCCACCCUUUCCCGUCCCAACAGAACUGGUUGCCUUGCUGGAAGUCGACGUACAAGAAAAAUAUAAGAAUGAGUAAUCUGUUCUGGUCCUCCUAGGGACGUUUUUUUCUGAGCACGGCGUCAGUAACAAGAUGAUGCCUCUGGAGUUGGUCAGUCCUGCACAAAAUGUGCAAAACAUCUUUUCAAGGAUGGUCUGUCUGCACACUCCUCCACAAACACUUAUCUGCAGUGUUCUCAAAGGAGGGACCCUGACCUGGAUUUGUGAACUGUGUCAUGGAUAUUAAAUCACAGAUGAAGCAAACCUCCUGGUGUGACAUAAAGUGACAUAAUUAAUGUUCUACAGCUCACCACUGCAUUAAACAUAAUAAAUGAUUGGAUAGUA
Molecule: messenger RNA, 2066 nt
Organism: Perca fluviatilis (European perch)
Lineage: Eukaryota; Metazoa; Chordata; Actinopteri; Perciformes; Percidae
Gene: zdhhc23b
Product: zinc finger DHHC-type palmitoyltransferase 23b
Exons: 7
Coding region: 391-1761 (456 amino acids)
Biological process (GO): protein targeting to membrane; peptidyl-L-cysteine S-palmitoylation
Cellular component (GO): Golgi apparatus; endoplasmic reticulum
Molecular function (GO): protein-cysteine S-palmitoyltransferase activity
Source: RefSeq, a predicted model, not a curated record